GAGAGAGAGAGAGAGAGAGGAGGCUAGUCGCAUCACUCCAGAGGAGUAGGCGUGCUCUUGUGCGCUGCAUCGUUUGAUGAUCUCCCCGGUUCCCCCUGAACCUCUGCUCUCUUGCUCUCUGCGGGUGAGGUCGGUCAAACAAAAAGCGACCGAGCGGACUUUCCCUGCCCUGCCGGAGGAGUCGAGCGCCACUUUCAGGCAGCAGAGCCGCGUGCGCCGCACCGGUCAGCGGGGCCACACCGCGGCACUUUGGAUAACUCACACAGCUGAGGAUCCGGACGUUUGCCAAGGCGCAUCGCUCAUCUGCGUCCCGCACCAAGAACAUCUGAACACAUUGCCAUGAACGAUUUAGUCAGACAGCGUACGUGACUUUUGACUACCUCCAUUUCCCCCUUUUUCUUUUUGUUUUUUUGGAUUCUCUGGAGGGGGAUAAAAAAAUCCACGGUGGCAGCAUAAGCCCAAAACUCGCUGUGUGCGCGUAGGGAGGGUAUCUUUGCCCAAGAUGCAGGUGGAUCGGAGCUGUGUGAUUUCCAGUGCGUGGUGUGUGUGUCUCCUUUUACUUUUCUCAACUCUAAGCACCAGGGUCAGUGAGGUGGGAGGCACCCACCAAAGCAUCCCUCCAUCCGUGGUGAAGCUGUGGGCUUCAGCUUUUGGUGGGGAGAUGAAGUCCAUCUCGGCAAAGUACUCCGGCUCCCAGCUGCUGCAGAAGAAAUACAAGGAGUUUGAGCGGGCCGUGCGAGUGCAGGAGAUUGACGGGCUGCGUCUGGUGAAGAGGCUGGCAGAGGACAUGGAGGAGAUGUUUCACAAGAAAGCCCAGGCAAUGAAGAGACUGGUGGAAGCGGCAGAGGAAGCCCACCUGCAGCAUGAGGAGGAUCCAGACCUGCAGUAUGAAUACUUCAAUGCGGUGUUGAUCAAUGAGGUGGACGAGGAAGGGAACAGCGUAGAGCUCGGAGGAGAAUUCAUCCUGCAACCCAAUGACCACUUUAACAACCUGUCAGUCAACCUCAGUCUCAGCGUGGUCCAGGUGCCCACCAACAUGUAUAACAAAGACUCUGCAAUCGUUAAUGGAGUGUACUGGUCUGAGGCAUUGAAUAAAGUAUUUGUGGAUAACUUUGAGAGAGACCCGUCCCUCAUAUGGCAGUAUUUUGGCAGUGCCAAAGGCUUUUUCAGGCAGUACCCAGGGAUCAAGUGGAAGCCGGAUGAACACGGGGUCAUAGCUUUUGACUGUCGUAACCGGAAGUGGUACAUCCAGGCUGCCACCUCUCCCAAGAAUGUGGUCAUCCUGGUGGAUGUCAGUGGGAGUAUGAAAGGCCUCAGGCUGACCAUCGCCAGGCAGACGGUAUCCUCCAUACUGGACACUCUUGGAGACGACGACUUUUUUAACAUCAUCGCCUACAAUGAGGAAUUGCAUUAUGUGGAGCCGUGCCUAAAUGGAACUCUGGUCCAAGCUGAUGUCACCAACAAAGAUCAUUUUCGGGAGCACCUCGACAAGCUGUUUGCUAAAGGCAUUGGCAUGUUAGAUAUAGCUCUGACUGAAGCCUUCAAUCUUCUCGGUGAUUUCAACGAGACUGGGAGGGGUAGUGAAUGUAGCCAGGCCAUUAUGUUGGUGACCGAUGGGGCAGUGGACACAUAUGAUCCCAUCUUUGCCAAGUACAACUGGCCAGAGAGGAAGGUCCGCAUAUUCCCUUACCUGAUUGGUCGAGAGUCAGCCUUCGCAGAUAAUCUGAAAUGGAUGGCAUGUGCUAACAAAGGCUACUUCACUCAGAUUUCCACAUUGGCAGAUGUGCAAGAGAAUGUGAUGGAGUAUCUCCACGUGCUGAGUCGUCCCAAGGUGAUCGACCGGGAGCACGACACGGUGUGGACUGAGGCCUACGUCGACAGCACUCUCCCCCAAGCACAAAAGAUGGAUGACGGUCAAGGUCCGGUUCUGAUGACCACAGUGGCAAUGCCAGUGUUCAGUACCAAGAAUGAGACUAGAAACCGUGGCAUUCUGCUAGGGGUGGUUGGCACAGAUGUACCUGUCUCUGAGCUGCUCAAGACCAUCCCCAAAUAUAAGCUGGGUAUUCACGGCUAUGCCUUUGCAAUCACCAACAACGGCUACAUCCUCACCCAUCCAGAUCUACGGCCACUUUAUGGAGAUGGCAAGAAGCGAAAGAAGCCAAACUACAGCAGUGUGGAUCUGUCUGAGGUGGAAUGGGAGGAUAAGGAUGACACGCUGAGGAAUGCCAUGGUCAACAGGAAGACAGGGACCUUCUCCAUGGAGGUGAAGAAGAGUGUUGACAAAGGGAAACGUGUACUAGUGUUGCAUAAUGAUUACUACUACACAGACAUCAAGGGGACUCCUUUCAGUCUAGGGGUAGCUCUUUCCAGAGGCCAUGGAAAGUAUUUUUUCAGAGGGAAUGUCACAGUAGAGGAAGGACUUCAUGACUUGGAGCAUCCUGAUGUAGCGCUGGCAGAUGAAUGGACGUACUGCAACACCGAUGAGCACCCAGAGCACCGCCACUUGUCCCAGAUAGAGGCAAUCAAACUCUACCUCAGUGGACACGAACCCCACCUACAAUGUGAUAAGGAGCUGAUUCAGGAGGUUCUCUUUGACGCGGUGGUGACUGCCCCUUUGGAGGCCUACUGGACGAGCCUCGUGCUCAAUAAGUCUGAGAACUCUGAUAAAGGGGUGGAGAUAGCCUACCUGGGCUCAAGAACAGGCCUGUCCAGAAUUAACCUGUUUGUGGUGCCCGACGAGCUUACAAACCAAGACUUUCUGACAGCUGAAGACAAAGAGGGGGUGUUCAACGCCGAUCACUUUCCCCUGUGGUACAAGAGAGCAGCAGAACAAGUUCCUGGUACCUUUGUCUACUCUCUACCUUUCAACUCAGGAACAGAAAACAAGAGUGUUGUAUUGGCCAGCACCGCCAUUCAGCUUCUGGAUGAGAGGAAAUCACCCAUAGCUGCGGCUGUUGGCAUCCAGAUGAAACUGGAGUUCUUUCAGAAGAAAUUCUGGACAGCCAGCAGACAGUGUGCAGCAUUAGAUGGGAAAUGCUCCAUAAGCUGUGAUGAUGAGAACAUUAACUGCUACCUCAUUGACAACAACGGCUUUGUUCUGGUAGCAGAGGACUAUACUCUGACAGGAAAAUUCUUUGGCGAAGCAGAGGGGGCUGUAAUGAGUAAGCUUCUGCAGAUGGGCUCUUUCAAGAGGGUCACUCUGUAUGACUACCAGGCUCUAUGUUGGGUUUUUUCAGAAAGUAGUGACAGUGGACACACACUGUUGGAUCCUUACUUUGCUUUCUUCUCAAUCGUGAAGUGGAUCCUGACUGAGCUUGUCAUAUUCCUGGUGGAGUUCAACUUGUACAGCUGGUGGUACUCUGACCUCACAGCUAAAGCUCAGCGGAGGGGUCGAUCCAUGCAGGUACCAUGUGACACGGAGUACCCGGCCUUCGUCUCCGAGAGAACCAUCAAAGAGAACAUGGGCAACGUUGACUGUGACGGCUGCAUCAAGUCCUUUGUGAUCCAGCAGAUCCCCAGCAGUAAUCUCUUCAUGGUGGUGGUGGACAACAAGUGUGACUGCAGCAUGUUUGAGCCAAUCACCAUGGACCCCAUCGAAAUCAUGUAUAAUGAGUCUCUCAAGUGCGAGAGGUUGAAGAUGCAAAAGGACAGGAGGCGCCCAGAUACCUGUCACCCUUUUCACCCAGAGGAGAACUCAAUGGAGUGUGGAGGAGCUGCGGGUCUCACCCCGUCUCUCGCAGCAACACUGCUCUGCGUCUUCCUAGCGCUGUUCCCCAGGUGACCAGAGCUGGCGAAGCCUCUCCAUCCAGAACUUCACUUGGAUCCGCUUGACUCGGCAUGCAAAAGAACCGCAACAAUGCCACAGAAAAAAACACUCCUGCCCCUUAUAAAACUGUGCCCAAUUCCAACUCACCUCCAACAAAGCCCCUAGCCCUGAGGUAUCUCCCUACACGACACCUGUAUGAAAGGACUGUUAAUGGAUAGCUAUUACGGCUGCUAAUUAGUCAUCAUUACAGUGCUUUUGCAAUAUCACAUGAGCUGCACGGAGAGGUCAUUGGGGAGAUACAAAGUUAGGAACAUAGUAAUAAUGCCAACAAUGCACAUAGUAGCUUAAAAAUUGCACAAGUGGUCCCAGUGGUCCCACUGACAUUCACUAUGUUCACUCCUUUUAGGUUGCAGCUAAGGGCUGGGGUCUGUAGCUGGACUUGGAACUGGGCAUUACAGCCACGUAACACCCGGUUGGAGAGAGACAGGUGCACCUCUCCCUGGCUCACUCUGAAUUUUAAUGGACAAUAAUGAUUCUGAAGAUUGAAAAAAAAAUAAAAAUACUGAAGAUGAAGAUGAUUAUAUGUGGCCGGGGUCGUAAUAUAAUGUUUGUCAAUGAUCUUUUUUUCAUGAUGGGAAAAAACAAGUUAUAGUCAAAAUGAAGAAAAAAAAUAAUUUUAUUUAUGAUUUGCAAGUGGUACCCAUAAACUGUGACUAUGAGAUUUUUUGAGUCCUCUGAUGUGAGUGGUUGUUAAUAUUUGAGCUUUGCCUUAUUGAACGAUAUUGGUCCUGUUUGUGUACUUUUUAAAUAAAAUGAUGUUUAAAAUGGAUGCUGUUGUUAAUAGUUAAUAUACAGCAUCAGUUGUCAUCCCUA
Anarrhichthys ocellatus (wolf-eel) is the source of this 4639-nucleotide messenger RNA. It is a transcript of the gene cacna2d3a, whose product is annotated as calcium channel, voltage-dependent, alpha 2/delta subunit 3a. Lineage: Eukaryota; Metazoa; Chordata; Actinopteri; Perciformes; Anarhichadidae. Gene Ontology annotation, cellular component: voltage-gated calcium channel complex. The transcript is spliced from 37 exons. The record is from RefSeq and is a predicted model, not a curated record. Bases 503 to 3781 code for a protein of 1092 amino acids. Gene Ontology annotation, molecular function: voltage-gated calcium channel activity.